Molecule: messenger RNA, 2169 nt
Organism: Chaetomium fimeti
Lineage: Eukaryota; Fungi; Ascomycota; Sordariomycetes; Sordariales; Chaetomiaceae
Product: P-loop containing nucleoside triphosphate hydrolase protein
Exons: 3
Coding region: 64-1953 (629 amino acids)
Biological process (GO): DNA replication initiation; cell division; mitotic DNA replication checkpoint signaling
Cellular component (GO): nucleus
Molecular function (GO): ATP hydrolysis activity; DNA replication origin binding
Source: RefSeq, a predicted model, not a curated record
CCUCUUCCGAAUUGAACACAAACAAUUCGACUGCACCUACCAGAUUCUAAUUGUACUGCAAAAAUGGCAAUUGCAACUCUUGGAAAGAGGACACGAAGCUCUGGGGAUGAGGAGCCGACAUUGAGUCUCGACUUCUCCGCGAAACGCUCGAGACGGACUCCGAAAAAGGCCAGCGAGAAGGAGCACAUCUCGGUCCACGAUAAGGAGAACCAGGAGAAUAAUCAACCAGAGUCGGAUUCCCAGGGGGAGGCUGAGCCUACACCCACGAAGUCUCACUCCAGACGCACCUCGAUCGCCAGUACUGUUAGAAGUUCCACCGUCGCCCCUGUCACUCCCUCAACACCACGCCACUACGAUGUCUUCGCUAGGGGGACAACAACUCCUCGUCACCGGGUUAUGUCGGUCGGUAGACUCUCGAAGCGGAUGACACCCCAGACGCCCCUCACCCCGACUACUCUUCAAACGGUUUACCACCAGGCGAGGCAGCUAUUCUCGCGCAGCACAGAUCCCGGACAACUAAUCGGACGCGACGACGAGCGCGCUCAAUUACACAAGUUCCUUGAACGCUGCAACACAAGCCGUCCCAGCGGAUGCCUUUACGUCAGCGGCCCCCCCGGUACAGGCAAGAGCGCCAUGGUCAACAGCAUUACCGACGAAGUGGUCUCCGGAUCGGAUUCUGUACGAAAGGCCUACAUCAACUGCAUGAGCAUCAAGUCGUCCAAGGAUCUGUACAUCACUCUGCUGGACCAACUCGGCGGAGACGCUGACAUGUCCGAGGACGAUGUUGUCGAGGCUUUGCAGAAGCUCUUCGUCCGCAAGAAGACCACUGAUGUUUUUCUGGUCGUGCUGGACGAGAUCGAUCACAUCCUGACCAUGGAUCCCGAGAGUCUCUACCGCGUGUUCGAAUGGUCGCUGCUGCAAACCGCGCGUCUUACCAUGGUGGGCAUCGCCAACGCGCUGGACCUCACCGACCGCUUCCUCCCUCGGCUCAAGUCGCGCAACCUCAAGCCCGAACUCCUCCCGUUCCUUCCAUAUACCGCACCCCAGGUCAAACGGAUCAUUACGGAACGCCUUAAGACUCUCGCCCCCAAGGGUUCCACCCCCGAUUUCAUCCCCUUCUUCCAUCCGGCGGCCAUUGAGCUCUGCUCGCGCAAAGUCUCCAGCCAGACCGGCGACCUGCGCCGUGCGUUCGAAGUCUGCCGUCGCGCCCUCGACCUGGUGGAGUCCGAGACCCGCAUGAAGCACGAAAAUGAGAUCAAAGAGAAUCUCCUCCAACAGAGCCCGUCCCGCAAGGUCCUCGGCGAGAACCGCAACUUUGCCUCCCCAGCCCGGCCCUCGGGAGCCCAGCAGCUCCAGAAAUCUCUCCAGACUCUCACCGUCUCCACCGCCCCGCGCGUGUCCAUAGCCCACCUCAACAAAGUCACCGCCGCAGCCUUCAGCAACGGUGCUAGCCAGCGACUCAAGACCCUCAACCUGCAGCAAAAGGCAGCCCUGUGCUCACUCAUGGCCAUUGAAAAGCGCAACCGUGCCACCCAGGCCGCCUCCGCCCCCACCACCCCCUCUUCCUCCAGAACGCGCGGCGUGACGGCGCCGACAAUCAAGACCCUCUACGCCUCGUACUGCACCCUCUGCACGCAGGACUCGCUCCUCCACCCUCUCUCGUCCUCCGAGUUCCGCGAGGUCGUGGGUAGCCUGGAGACGCUUUCGCUAGUCGCGCCCGUGGACGGCAAGACUGGCUCGUUCGUGGCGCUACUGCAAGGCGGCACGCCCACCCCCAAGCGCGGCAGGAAGAAGAAGGAUGUUUUUGCCUUUGGCGGGAGCGGUGGCGGUGGGCUCGCCGCCGACGAGAAGAGGGUUGCUAGCUGUGUUGGGGAGCGGGAGAUGGAAGGGGCCGUGGAGGGGCUGGGGGCCGGGAUUUUGAGGGGGAUUCUGAGCGGAGAUGCCUUGGAUUAAUCGUAUGGCUUUUGUAUUUUGAGAUGGAUGCGGGUUGCUUUUGACAGUUCUGGGGGCAUGGGUGGCUUGCAUAGCAUGGCAGAGUAUUGCAUAGGCUGGUGUAGCAUUGUUUGGCGUUUGCGGUGUUGGAUUUGGUUUGGAAAAGGGGUGGUGUUGGAGAGCAUUGUUAUAUAGACCACGUCACUGCCUGCUGGGGGCGAGACAAAUACAUGUGAU